CAAUACUCCCUGGUACUAUUAUUUUAGUGCAGUUAGAAAAUUUGAAGAAAUAAUAAAAUGAUUUGCGCAAGGAAAAGUAAGCAGGUGUUUCCCCCAGUGCCGUGUCAAUGGAAAGAAUGCGUUGAACUUUUUACCGAUGAUUGGAAAUUGAAUGAGCAUAUAAAAAGACAUUUGGAUGUGUAUGUUGAGGAAGAUAACGAAACAUUUUAUUGCCCAUGGAAUGAAUGCAACUUUUUUACCAUUGAUUAUACAGAAUUUAAGCGCCACAUAUAUUAUCAUGGAUAUUACAGUGCACUUGUAGUAAGAGGAAAAUAUGAAUGUGAGCAAAAUCCAAAUAUUCCUAAUUGCAGUGCGCGUCCAAAAGAAGCUGAUAAGAUCCCCGAUUUGAAGUGUAACUUUCUUUGUGAAUGGACCGAUUGUCAAAGAACAUUUGUGUCUAUAGUCGAAUUUCAAGAUCACAUUGUUCAGCAUGCAUUAUUUGAAUACGAGAUCCAGAAAUCUCCGAAUGAUACGCGACCAAAAGUUAAAUGCAAAUGGAGCAUAUGCCACAAGCAUUUAGAAAAUAAGUAUAGAUUAAUUGAACAUAUCUUUACUCACGCGAAUAAAAAAUCACUAGCAUGUUAUCACUGCGGUGAAGUAUUUAGGACUAGGACUACUUUAUUUGAUCAUCUAAGAAGACAACCUGAAAAUAAUACUCACAAGUUUCAAUGCGAGCAGUGUUUUAAAUAUUUUGCGACCGAGAAACUAUUAAGAUCCCAUUUCUUAAAACAUGUAAAUUGUUACAAGUGUAGUCUUUGUAAUAUGUCUUGCCCGUCUUCAAGUUCAUUAGCCACACACAUACGUUAUCGGCACCUGAAGGAUAAGCCUUUCAAAUGUACUGAAUGUGAACAUCGUUGUGUACGAAAAAGCGACUUGCAAAAACAUAUGAAUCACAUUCAUAGCAAUCAAGUUCAUCGUUGUCAGCAAUCUGGUUGUAAUUAUGCUGUCCGGACAUAUAAUUUAUUAAGACGACAUUGUUUGGAAGUUCAUGGCAAUAGUCCUUUUAUUUACAUGUGUCAUUGCUGCGAUAAAUUAUUCAAGCAUAGUAAAUAUCUGUCAAAGCAUUUGAUCAAGAAACAUGAUUUUAAACUACCAUCAGGACAUAAACGGUUUACAUAUCGUAUUGAUGAAAAUGGUUUUUACUUACUUGAAACAUUGCGCAUUGAAAGCCUAGAAGUAACUAAACAAAUUUUGUCACCCCAUGCCAUGGAAGCAUCGGAUGUAACACAGGAUAGUAGUUGUUAUGAGAUUGUCUCUAUGACUCACGAACAUGAUCAACGUGUAAUUGUUGCAAAUGAUCCAAGUGAAGCACAAUUAGUAGGUGAAGUUGUUAUAUCAUUGCCUAUAGGCAAUGAGAGUUGAUUCCAUAAUAAAACAAUAAACAAAUUUAACGGUUUUAA
Bactrocera latifrons is the source of this 1439-nucleotide messenger RNA. It is a transcript of the gene Hinfp, whose product is annotated as histone H4 transcription factor. The transcript has 3 exons. The coding region runs from base 58 to 1401 and encodes 447 amino acids. Gene Ontology annotation, molecular function: chromatin insulator sequence binding. The record is from RefSeq and is a predicted model, not a curated record. Gene Ontology annotation, biological process: regulation of transcription by RNA polymerase II. NCBI's taxonomy places the organism in Eukaryota, Metazoa, Arthropoda, Insecta, Diptera, Tephritidae. Gene Ontology annotation, cellular component: chromosome.